This is a messenger RNA of Scomber japonicus (chub mackerel), 4633 nucleotides long. Its product is annotated as NACHT, LRR and PYD domains-containing protein 14-like. NCBI's taxonomy places the organism in Eukaryota, Metazoa, Chordata, Actinopteri, Scombriformes, Scombridae. The record is from RefSeq and is a predicted model, not a curated record. Gene Ontology annotation, molecular function: protein binding. The transcript has 15 exons. Bases 1 to 4176 code for a protein of 1391 amino acids.
AUGUCACAUGGUGAAGCAGACUCCUCUCUGUCUGCUGUGCUUCCAGAAACAUCACCGUGUGCUACAACUCAGAAAGGAGCAGCAAGCACAACAAUCACCGUCCAGGAUGGAUCUAUAUUCAACCAACCUCAGCUGAAAGAUGUUAAUGUUGGAAGGGAUAUUACUUUCAACACAUAUGUUCAAGCUCCUGCCAGGACAGACGAGACUACUGCUCCUCCCAAAACCAAAGAAAACAUCCAAAGGUGCCGAAAAGAACUAAAAUCUUACCUUGAAAAUACAACAAAUAAUCUGUUUCAAGGAACAAAGAAAGAUGGAUCAUCAACUCCUAUCAACAAGAUCUAUACAAAGUUAUACAUCACAGAGGGAGGCAGUGGGGAGGUUAAUAGUGAACAUGAAGUGGUUGUAUUAGAAUGUAGAAGGAGUACGAGUGAGAAUAAAAUCCAACUCAAUGACAUUUUGAAAGCUUUAGACGAAGACAAGCCUCCACAGAGAGUUCUGACAAAGGGAAUUGCCGGCAUUGGAAAAUCUGUUGCUGUGCAGAAAUUCACUCAUGACUGGGCAGUUGGAGAAGCAAACCAAAGCAUUCACUUCAUAUUUCCAUUCACAUUCAGAGACCUGAAUUUGAUAAAAGAUAAGCCUUAUAGUCUUGUGGGUUUAAUAGCUGAAUACUUUGAAGAAGUGGAAGAUUUGGAAACUUCAGACUACAAAAGUUCUAGUGUUCUGUUCAUCUUCGAUGGCCUGGAUGAAAGCAAACUCCCGCUUAACUUUGAGAAAAAUGAGAUGUGCCGCAGCGUUACAAAGACCACAACAGUAGACGCCUUACUGACCAACUUAAUCUCAGGGAAACUGCUUCACAAAGCCUCGGUCUGGAUCACAAGUAGACCGGCUGCAGCCAGUAAGAUUCCUCCUGAGUUCAUCAACAGAGUGACCGAGGUACGAGGCUUUAAUGAUGAGCAGAAGGAGGAGUACUUUCUAAAGAAUAUCAGUGACAGCAAUGUGGCUCAAAAGAUCUGCGAUCAUCUUCAGUCAAAGCCGUUGAGAACUCUGUACAUCAUGUGCCACAUCCCAAUGUUCUGUUGGAUUACAGCCACGGCUCUUCAGAGUCUCCUCACAGGAACUCACGAAGGUGAGUUACCAAAGACUGUGACUGAAAUGUACACGCACUUCCUGAUCUUCCAGACAACACGGAAAAAUGAGAAAGAUUAUCAGGAGGUUGAAACAGACAAAGAUAGGAAGAAAGAAAGAGAUAAAGAGAUGAUCAUGAAAUUAGGAAAGCUGGCAUUUGAACAGCUACAGAAGGGAAACAUAAUCUUCUAUGAAAAAGAUCUGAAGGAGUGCAAAAUUGACCUGAAAGAAGCUGCAGUUUAUUCAGGAGUUUGUACACAGAUCAUAAGGAAAGAAUCAGGUCUUCACAGAGAGGAGGUUUACUCUUUUAUACAUUUAAGUGUGCAGGAGUUUUUUGCAGCUCUGUAUGUAUUAGAGACCUUCAUAGAGAGUGGACAAAAUCUGCUUCAGAGCCAGUCAAAGGUUAUAGUGAGAUCACAGAGUGGAAAAAGUCUUAUCGUCAUCCUCCACAAGACUGCAGUGGAUAUGGCCUUAGCCAACAAUCACGGACAAUGGGACUUGUUUCUGCGCUUCCUGCUUGGUCUGUCACAGGACAAGAGUCAGAGUCUUCUUCAGAACGUGUUUGGAUUUGAACUAAGAUGUCCAGUGAAUAACCAGGGAACAAUCACCUACAUUCACAGGAAGAUCCAGAAUCUGUCCAAUACCGACAAGAGUAUCAAUCUUUUCCAGUGUUUAAAUGAACUUGGUGACCAGUCUCUAGUAGAGAAAGUCCUCAAGUAUCAGAGCUCAGGAGAUGUUAGUAAAAUUUCACCUGAACAUUGGUCAGCUUUGGCCUUUGAAGUGCUUCUUUCUAACAAAGACCUGGAUACCUUUGAGCUUAAGAAAUUUUACAGAUCAGAUGAAGUUCUGGAGAGGCUGCUGCCAGUGCUCAAAGAAUCAAAGACAGCUCUGCUGAAUGACUGUAACCUCACUGAUAGAUGCUGCAAGUAUCUUUCAUCAGCUCUCAGAUCAAAAUCUUCUGGUCUGGAGGAGUUAGACCUGAGUAAAAAUAAACUGCAGGACUCUGGAAUAAAUCUUCUCUCUGCUGGCCUCAAGAGUCCCAACUGCAAACUCCAGAGACUCAGGCUGUGUUGCUGUAAUCUGUCUGAGGCAAGCUGUGCAGCUCUGUCCUCAGUCCUCAGCUCCCAGUCCUCUAGUCUGACAGAUCUGGACCUGAGUAACAACGAACUGGAGGAUUCAGGAGUGAAGCAGCUUUCUGCUGGACUGGAGAGUCCACACUGUGGACUGAAGACUCUCAGGCUGUGUUUCUGCUAUCUGUCUGAGACAAGCUGUGAAGCUCUGUCCUCAGUCCUCAGCUCCCAGUCCUCUAGUCUGAGACAUCUGGACCUGAGUAACAACGAACUGGAGGAUUCAGGAGUGAAGCAGCUUUCUGCUGGACUGGAGAGUCCACACUGCGGACUGAAGACUCUCAGACUGUUAGGCUGUAUGAUCGCAGAGGAAGGCUGUGUUUCUCUGGCCUCAGCUCUGAGAUCCAACCCCUCCCAUCUGAGAGAGCUGGACCUGAGCUACAAUCAUCCAGGAGACUCAGGACAGAAGAUCCUGUCUGCUGGACUGGAGGAUCCACACUGGAGACUGGACACUCUCAGGCUAAGUGACUGUAACCUCACUGAUAGAUGCUGCAAGUAUCUUUCAUCAGCUCUCAGAUCAAAGUCUUCUGGUCUGGAGGAGUUAGACCUGAGCAGGAAUAAACUAACGGACGUCGGAAUAAAUCUUCUCUCUGCUGGCCUCAAAAGUCCCAACUGCAAACUCCAGAGACUCAGGCUGUGUUGCUGUAAUCUGUCUGAGACAAGCUGUGAAGCUCUGUCCUCAGUCCUCAGCUCCCAGUCCUCAAGUCUGACAGAUCUGGACCUGAGUAACAACGACCUACAGGAUUCAGGAGUGAAGCAGCUUUCUGCUGGACUGGAGAGUCCACACUGUGGACUGAAGACUCUCAGACUGUCAUUCUGUAUGAUCUCAGAGGAAGGCUGUGCUUCUCUGGCCUCAGCUCUGAGAUCCAACCCCUCCCAUCUGAGAGAGCUGGACCUGAGCUACAAUCAUCCAGGAGACUCAGGGGUAAAGCUGCUUUCUGUUGGUCUGGAGGAUCCGAGCUGGAGACUGGACACUCUCAGGCUGUGUUGCUGUUAUCUGUCUGGGAGAAGCUGUGCAGCUCUGUCCUCAGUCCUCAGCUCCCAGUCCUCUAGUCUGAGACAUCUGGACCUGAGUAACAACGACCUGAAGGAUUCAGGAGCGAUGCAGCUUUCUGCUGGACUGGGGAGUCCACACUGUGGACUGAAGACUCUCAGACUGUUAGGCUGUAUGAUCACAGAGGAAGGCUGUGCUUCUCUGGCCUCAGCUCUGAGAUCCAACCCCUCCCAUCUGAGAGAGCUGGACCUGAGCUACAAUCAUCCAGGAGACUCAGGAGUGAAGCUGUUUUCUGCUGGUCUGGAGGAUCUGGACACUCUCAGACUGGAUCAUGGUGGAGAACAGAGGCUGAAACCUGGUGUGAAGAAGUAUUUCUGUGAACUCACAGUGGACACAAACACAGUCAACAGAAACCUCAAACUGUCUGACAACAACAGGAAGGUGACAGAAGUGACAGAGAAGCAGCCAUAUCCUGAUCAUCCAGAGAGGUUUGACUACUUGGCUCAGCUGCUGUGUACAGAAGGUCUGACUGAUCGCUGUUACUGGGAGGUCGAGUGGAAAGGACUGGUUUAUAUAUCAGUGAGUUACAGAAGAAUCAGCAGGAAAGGAAACAAACCUGACUGCUGGUUUGGAGAGAACGAUCAGUCCUGGAGUCUGAGGUGCUCUGGUGAAGAUUGUUACUCUGUCUGCCACGAUAACAGAGAAAAACCCAUCUCCUCCUCAUCCUCCUCCUCAUCUUCCUCCUCCUCCUCCUCCUUUGUCUCUAACAGAGUAGCAGUGUAUGUGGACUGUCCUGCUGGCACUCUGUCCUUCUACAGAGUCUCCUCUGACACACUGAUCCACCUCCACACCUUCAACACCACAUUCACUGAACCUCUGUAUGCUGGGUUUGCAGUCUGGUCUGGAUCAGUGUCUCUGUGUUCUCUGUAGAGAAGUUUACUGUUAAAGCUGCUGUAAAGAACAUGAAGAACUUUAAAGACAAGUCAUCUUAAAACACAUACUAAUCUACUUACCAGGAAAUCUUGUAUAAAUCUGUGAUGAAACUGAGUGUCUGACUGUAAAUGCUGCGAGACACCAAAUAUGUUUUCAAGAUUUUUGUUUUCUUUUUUUCUUUGCAAUCAGAAAAUGUUCUAUAAAUAAGGGCUCGUGGCUACGCUGAGCAUGUAUAUAACAUCUGCAGUCACAGUUUGUGUCACAGCUGGAUGACGAGCAGAGUAGGACUCUGGAAAUGUGCUAAAGCCUUUGAAAGGUCUUCCCUUCAUUCAGGAUCAGACUCCGAUUCGUAGACACUAUAUGAUACAAGUCUUAUGUCUCCAGCUGCACACAUUACUGCAGGUAAACAUGCAGCAUUACUCUUUAGGUUGUAUUCUGAGUAGCUGGGGGUGAA